AUGGCAGCCGCCCUCAGUGCGGCAGUUGCCUCCGCCUUGAGCUCCUCUUCACCUUCAUCACCUUCAUCACCUUCUUCACCUUCCUCGCCGCCUCACUCCUCCUCCUCCUCCUCGUCGACGCCCUCGCAACGCAUCUCCGCGAACAUCGGCGACAAUGUGAUCCUGAAGUGUGCCUUCCCCGAGAAAGUGCAGACGCCCUAUGUGAUACACUGGCUGAAGAACGGCCAGAAGCUGCCCAUCUACAUGUUCUACGACGGCUACCCGCCGCACCUCGGCGAGGGCUACGAGGGCCGCGUGUCGCUUCUCAACCAGGCGGAGGCCUCCCUCAAUCUGUCCAGCGUCCGAGAAUCUGACCAUGGCAACUACGAGUGUCGGGUGUACUCCCUCUCAGUGCAGCAGUCAGAGGAGGAGAACCGAAAUGGCACAUGGGUCCAACUCGAAGUCAACUCUCCUCCUCACUUCAAAGAGAAACCGCCGGAAAUGAUCUUUGUAAAAACGGGUGAUACGUUGACGGUGCACUGUAGGGCGCACGGAACGCCCACGCCGACGGUUAGUUGGCAAAAAGACACUCAACCAGUACUGACCGGCGGCUCAGUGCACGUCCACGGCGGUGAACUCCACCUGAAGUCCAUCACCGAGGCGGAAACGGGCACGUACGUGUGCGUGGCCAAGAAUCGGCAGGGCGUCCUGCGGGCAACCACUCGAGUCCUCAUUUCCGUGGCAGCUGAAAUCGUCAACCCGCCGCGGAACACCACCAUCAUCGAGGGCAAUCAGGUGGAGCUGACCUGCGGGGCAAAGGGCGUGCCCAGCAACAUCACCACCCGCUGGUACCACAAGGGCAUCCUCAUCAGUCAGCUCGGCUGGCUGGCCCACCGGGUGGAGGUGAAGCCGAACGGGUCGCUGAUCAUUCGGACGGCCACCGCCGAGGACAGCGGCAAGAUUACCUGUGAUGCUUUUAACGGCGUCGGCGAGCCGGACACCGCCUUUGCCUACCUCAGUGUGGAGUUCGCCGCCCGUGUCACCUACUCGCCGGCUCGUCAGUACCUUCCGCUGGGCCUGUCGGGCAUUGUCAAGUGCUACAUUCAGGCGUCGCCGCCGCUGGAGUUUGCCACCUGGACCAAAGACAGGCGGCAGUUUGACCCCAGCACGACGCCCAACGUUGAGCUGCUCGCCAACGGGUCGCUUCUCUUCACCAAGGUCACCACGGAGCACCAGGGCGUCUACCGGUGUACGCCUUACAAUCUGCAAGGGACGGGGACGCCUUCCAAUUCGAUGGAGGUCAUCGUCAGAG
Messenger RNA from Rhagoletis zephyria (snowberry fruit fly), 1291 nucleotides. The record is from RefSeq and is a predicted model, not a curated record. Lineage: Eukaryota; Metazoa; Arthropoda; Insecta; Diptera; Tephritidae.